Molecule: messenger RNA, 1211 nt
Organism: Columba livia (rock pigeon)
Lineage: Eukaryota; Metazoa; Chordata; Aves; Columbiformes; Columbidae
Product: histone H2B 1/2/3/4/6
Exons: 1
Coding region: 204-665 (153 amino acids)
Cellular component (GO): nucleosome
Molecular function (GO): protein heterodimerization activity; structural constituent of chromatin; DNA binding
Source: RefSeq, a predicted model, not a curated record
UAUAGCCUCGCUUUCCAACGUCGCCCCUUCGCUGAUAGGCUGAGAAGUAGGUCUCCUGAGAACAGCCAAUGAGAAGGUGAAUCGAAUUCUAACCAAUAAAAAACGUCUAUGUGGGAGUUAGACUGUUAAGUUGUCUUUUGACCAAUGAGAGUAAGCAGAGGUAAUUCUGUCAUUUGCAUAAGGUAGCUAUAAAUUGGUGGCAGAUGGGUGAUCGCCCUCAAUUCGCCACUUUACUGUGUGGUUUUGUGGUGUUAAGGGCCGGUGAGAGACGCGCCUUUGCCGCGAUGCCUGAACCAGCGAAGUCCGCUCCUGCGCCCAAGAAGGGCUCCAAGAAGGCUGUCACCAAGACGCAGAAGAAGGGCGACAAGAAGCGCAAGAAAAGCCGCAAGGAGAGCUACUCCAUCUACGUGUACAAGGUGCUGAAGCAGGUGCACCCCGACACGGGCAUCUCGUCCAAGGCCAUGGGCAUCAUGAACUCGUUCGUCAACGACAUCUUCGAGCGCAUCGCCGGCGAGGCCUCGCGCCUGGCGCACUACAACAAGCGCUCCACCAUCACGUCGCGGGAGAUCCAGACGGCCGUGCGGCUGCUGCUGCCCGGCGAGCUGGCCAAGCACGCCGUGUCCGAGGGCACCAAGGCUGUCACCAAGUACACCAGCUCCAAGUAAAUCCGUGUUUGAAAACCUUUUAACCCAAAGGCUCUUUUAAGAGCCACCUACUUUUUCAUUAAAAGGGCUGUACAGUCUAACAGAGAAGAAAACUUGUCAAUUUCUUAAUGUUCUUAUUUCAAUUAUACUUUUUUCUAAUUCCUGUUUACAGUUGGGUUUUGGCAAAACAGUUUCUGUAUUUUACGUGCUAGGAAACAUCUAUUUUAUCUGUGCAACAUAACUUUUUUUUUCUGGGUGAGAUAAUUCAUACUUAGAAUUUCAGCAGUUCUUUUUUGCACUACAUUACUUUAUAGUUUUCUAGUCUGGAAAGAAUAUUUUCACUAAUGGAAGCUUAUCUUUGUGUAUUGUUGUAAAUGUUGUAAGGGCAUCUACCACUUGAUGGUGCUCCAUCCUUUUUUUUUAAAUUUUCUGUAGAAGUGAGAGGUGUUUACAAUGCACUGUACUGGAAAAAAUAUUUUUAGUAACUGGUAACUAGGGAAAUUUAUUGUAACAAACUGCUACUAAUAGACCAGUGAUUAAUAAAACAGAAAUACUUUCUAAAACUUA